Dothidotthia symphoricarpi CBS 119687 is the source of this 1347-nucleotide messenger RNA. Its product is annotated as casein kinase-like protein I. Gene Ontology annotation, biological process: peptidyl-serine phosphorylation; endocytosis; signal transduction. Bases 1 to 1347 code for a protein of 448 amino acids. Gene Ontology annotation, molecular function: protein serine/threonine kinase activity; ATP binding. The transcript has 4 exons. NCBI's taxonomy places the organism in Eukaryota, Fungi, Ascomycota, Dothideomycetes, Pleosporales, Dothidotthiaceae. The record is from RefSeq and is a predicted model, not a curated record. Gene Ontology annotation, cellular component: nucleus; cytoplasm.
AUGUCGAGCGGCAGCACCUCGUCCAACGUCGUUGGCGUCCACUACCGCGUCGGCAAGAAGAUCGGCGAGGGCAGCUUCGGCGUCAUCUUCGAGGGCACCAACCUGCUCAACCAGCAGCAGGUCGCCAUCAAGUUCGAGCCGCGCAAGAGCGACGCCCCCCAGCUGCGCGACGAGUACCGCACCUACAAGAUCCUGGUCGGCUGCCCUGGGAUCCCCAAUGUCUACUACUUUGGCCAGGAGGGUCUGCACAACAUCCUCGUCAUCGACCUCCUCGGCCCCAGCUUGGAGGACCUGUUCGACCACUGCAACCGGAAGUUUUCCAUCAAGACGGUUGUUAUGGUAGCCAAGCAGAUGCUCUCCCGCGUCCAGACCAUCCACGAGAAGAACCUCAUCUACCGCGACAUCAAGCCCGACAACUUCCUCAUCGGACGCCCGGGCUCCAAGAGCGCCAAUGUCAUCCACGUCGUCGACUUCGGCAUGGCGAAGCAGUACCGUGACCCCAAGACGAAGCAGCACAUCCCCUACAGAGAACGCAAGUCCCUGUCCGGUACCGCUCGAUACAUGAGUAUAAACACCCAUCUUGGACGCGAACAGUCCCGUCGCGACGACUUGGAGGCUCUUGGCCAUGUUUUCAUGUACUUCCUGCGAGGCGGCCUCCCCUGGCAAGGGCUCAAGGCGGCUACCAACAAGCAGAAGUACGAGAAGAUUGGCGAGAAGAAGCAGACCACGGCGAUCAAGGAUCUUUGUGAUGGCUUCCCUGAGGAGUUCAACAAGUAUCUGAGCUACGUCCGCAACCUUGGGUUCGAGGACACCCCGGAUUACGACUACCUCCGUGAGCUCUUCACCCAGGCGCUCAAGAGCACCGGAGAAAUCGAGGACGGCGAGUACGACUGGAUGAAGCUCAACAACGGAAAGGGUUGGGAAGCGAUGAAGUCGCACACGUCGGCUGUCCAGGCGAUGCAUCAAUCGGGUGCUCACCACAACUCGUCGACCGCGGUUAAUGUUCACGGCCAGCCGCACAGGCAACCAAAAACGCACCUGCCCGUCGACCACCACCGUCUGAACGAGCCGCUCCCCAAGCCCGGAGCGACUCGCGCCCAGCCCGGAAGAGGCCCAAGGGACAACAUGCGCGACUCUCAAGUGAAGAGGAAGAGCAUGGGCGAGCUCGCACCUCCCGAAGGAGCGUCGACGCAAGCGCAAUUCCAACAUAGCCAGCCAACGCUAGCCGCGAACCGCGUGACAUCUAAUCAGAGUCCGAGCGCGCAGCAGCCCAGGCGACAGGAGCCUGAGAAGCAGAGCGCCAUGCAGAAACUGAUGAACAUUUUGUGCUGCGGCGCUGGAAAAUAG